This is a messenger RNA of Fusarium oxysporum Fo47, 1462 nucleotides long. RefSeq names its product actin-related protein 2. Gene Ontology annotation, biological process: Arp2/3 complex-mediated actin nucleation. NCBI's taxonomy places the organism in Eukaryota, Fungi, Ascomycota, Sordariomycetes, Hypocreales, Nectriaceae. The coding region runs from base 102 to 1274 and encodes 390 amino acids. Gene Ontology annotation, molecular function: actin filament binding. The transcript is spliced from 3 exons. Gene Ontology annotation, cellular component: Arp2/3 protein complex; actin cortical patch. The record is from RefSeq and is a predicted model, not a curated record.
ACCUCAACCUCCUCUAAGCUGAAGCUCCCAUAUGCCAACACGACACCUCCUCGGCCUCACAACCCUCCCAAUACAUAUCCCCGUCGUGGCCCAUCGCUAUAAUGUCUAACCCUCCACCCAUUGUCCUCGACGGAGGCACCGGUUUCCUCAAGGUCGGAUAUGCCGCGCAGAACUUCCCCGAGCAUCAAUACCCCUCCAUCGUAGGCCGGCCGAUCCUUCGUGCUGAGGAGCAGACCGAUAGCGAUGUUGUCAUCAAGGAUAUCAUGUGUGGUGACGAAGCUGCCGCCGCGAGGACAAUGCUCCAGAUUAGCUACCCCAUGGAGAACGGCAUCGUCAAGAAGUGGGACGAUAUGGAACAUCUUUGGGAUUAUACCUUCUACGAGAAGCUCAAGGUCGAUCCUACGGGCCAGAAGAUCCUCUUGACGGAGCCUCCUAUGAACCCUCUUAAGAACCGAGAGAAGAUGUGCGAGGUUAUGUUUGAUAGAUAUAAUUUUGGCGGUGUCUACGUCGCCAUCCAGGCCGUUCUGGCUCUAUACGCUCAAGGUCUUAGCUCCGGUGUCGUAGUCGACUCUGGUGAUGGUGUCACACACAUUGUGCCCGUCUACGAAUCCGUGGUCCUCAACCACCUCACGAAGCGAUUAGACGUUGCCGGCCGAGACGUCACGCGCAACCUUAUCAAGCUGCUGCUGCGCCGCGGCUACCCUCUCAACCGAACCGCCGAUUUCGAGACCGUCCGCCAGAUCAAGGAGAAGCUAUGCUACGUGUCAUACGACCUCGAGCUCGACAAGCGCCUGAGCGAGGACACCACUGUGCUCGUCGAGGAUUACACCCUGCCGGACGGACGUGUGAUCCGCGUUGGCAGCGAGCGUUUCGAAGCGCCCGAGUGUCUUUUCCAGCCUCACCUCGUCGACAGCGAAUCUCCCGGUCUGGGCGAAUUCCUCUUCAACACCAUCCAAUCAGCCGACGUUGAUAUCCGCUCGUCUCUGUUCAAGGCUAUUGUUCUGUCUGGUGGUAGCAGCAUGUAUCCUGGUCUUCCAUCGCGAUUGGAGAAGGAGCUCAAGCAGCUAUGGCUCACACGAGCGCUGCAGGGCAACCCUGAGCGUUUGAGCAAGUUCAAGGUGCGGAUAGAAGAUCCUCCGCGACGUCGACACAUGGUGUUCCUUGGUGGAGCGGUGCUGGCCAACAUUAUGGCGGACAAGGAGAGUAUGUGGGUUACCAAGGCGGAGUGGGAGGAGGAGGGUACUAGGGUGCUUGAGAAACUGGGACCGCGAUAAGAGAGAGUCUCUGAGCGUUUGUUAGAGGGGAUAGUAUUUUGCGUUCAAGUUAGUUUGUGGUAGACAGCAAGAAAAGACGUUAUGAAGACCAUGUUACCUUUAUUAGGGGGGUCUCAUUUCUUUGUCGAUACCAAUUAAGCUAAUUAGCCAUUUCAGACGGCUUUCAAUGAUAAGACCAUUGAGAGCGA